Bipolaris sorokiniana ND90Pr is the source of this 2130-nucleotide messenger RNA. RefSeq lists its product as uncharacterized. Gene Ontology annotation, molecular function: transmembrane transporter activity. The transcript is spliced from 4 exons. The record is from RefSeq and is a predicted model, not a curated record. Bases 316 to 1935 code for a protein of 539 amino acids. NCBI's taxonomy places the organism in Eukaryota, Fungi, Ascomycota, Dothideomycetes, Pleosporales, Pleosporaceae. Gene Ontology annotation, cellular component: membrane. Gene Ontology annotation, biological process: transmembrane transport.
ACCGUUUUGACGAAGCGAAGGGCCUAGGUCAGCGAACCAGCCAGCCCGUUUGUCAACCUAAUGCGCUACCCAAUUUGCCAGAACGUUUAGAUUUCUUUUUUUUCUUUUACUUCUACCUACUUACAACGUUUCGCGUGAUUUUUAUUUUCCCGAGUCCCAGUCUCUUGGGUUUUCCACCUCGGGGUUCCUUGUUUUUUCGUCGCCUUUGUUUUUUUAACCCCUUCUCAUAUUACAUUACCUGUUUAAAAGGCCUCGUUUUUGGUCCUUGGCGCUGCCGCCGCCGCUGGGAAACCCCGUGUGCCAAAACCGCUAGUCAUGGCUGCUUACCAGAGCCAACCGCUCGGUGGCAUGGACAAGCAGAAUGCGCUCGAGUCGCGAGCGCAUCGCCCUGGCUUUGCGGAUGAUGGCGAGAGCGAGGAGUAUCAUGAUUCCCUGAGGGGACACACGAGGGCGGAUCAGGCAGACAUGUUGCGCAUGGGCAAGGUGCAGGAGUUGAAGAGGAAUUAUCGGCCGUUGUCUGCAUUGGCUUUUACGGUCAUUUUACAGGGCACAUGGGAGGUUCUCCUAACUGCCACCUAUCAAGGUCUUGUUGAUGGAGGCCCAGCUGGCCUGAUCUGGAGCUUCGUAUGGACCUGGUUCGGCUUCAGCACCGUCAUGUUGUCACUGGCUGAGAUGGCAUCUAUGGCGCCAACAGCUGGUGGACAGUACCAUUGGGUUUCGGAGUUCUCACCUCCCAGCGUCCAGAAGCCAUUUAGCUACUUCAUCGGAUGGAUGUCGACUCUAUCGUGGCAAGCUGGUACCGCGUCCGGACCGUUUCUCGUGGGAACACUGAUCCAGUCCUCGGCCAUUGUCAUGUAUCCGGAUUACUCUCCUACCAACUGGCAAGGAACGCUCAUGGUCAUUGCCGUCACCCUCUUAGUCUGGGUACUGAACAUUUGGGGCUCCAAGUUCAUGCCCGUCUUCCAGAACAUCAUGUUGGUCAUCCACGUAUUCGGUUUCCUGGCCAUCAUCAUCGUCUUCUGGGUCUUGUCGCCACGAGCAACUGCCGAAGUGACAUUUACACACUUUACCAACGGUGGCGGCUGGAGUUCCACUGGUCUGGCACUCAUGGUAGGCCAACUAUCAGCCAUCUACGCUUGUAUCUGCUCCGACUCCGCAGCCCACAUGGCCGAAGAAAUCAAGGACGCAGGUAAAACCGUUCCCCGCGCCAUGAUUGGCGCCUACAUCAUGAACGGCGCCCUCGGCGUCGUCUUCCUCAUCAGCUACAUGUUCAUGAUCACCGACGUCCAAGCCGCCCUCGACGACGCAACCGGCUACCCGCACAUGUGGGUUUUCGCCCAAGCCGUCUCCACCGGCGGCGUCAUCGCCCUCAACGCCAUCCCCACCGUCCUCAUCUUCGCUGGAACUCUAACCUACAACCUCUCUACAUCCCGCCAGACCUGGGCUUUCGCUCGAGACCGCGGUCUCCCUUUUAGCAGCUGGAUCGGCCAUGUGGACCCGAAGCUCCAGGUCCCUGCAAAUGCGGUGACGGUCACGUGUGGUCUGACGAUUAUUCUGAGUUUUAUUAAUAUUGGCUCGGAUGUUGCUUUUAAUGCUAUCAUCUCCCUCAAUGUCGUCGCCCUAAUGAUAACCUACAUGUUCUCCAUCGGCGCCGUCCUCUACCGCCGCAUCGUGCAUCCAGAACUUCUUCCCUCAUGCCGCUGGUCCCUCGGUAAAUGGGGCGUCCCCGUCAAUAUCGGCGGCUUCUUGUAUUCCACUCACGCCUUCUUUUGGUGCUUCUGGCCUGAAUCUACGCCUGUGGAGCCUGAAUCGUUUAACUGGGCUGUUGUUAUGUUUGCGGCUGUUGCGGUAUUCAGUGGAGUGGAUUAUGCGGUCCGCGCGCGGAAACAGUACAAGGGGCCUGUUGUCCUGGUGGAUGGGUUUAAGGGGGAGUGACUCUUGGGAGGGUGGGGGAGAGAGGAGGACGGGGAUGAUGAUGAUGACGAUGAAGAGUAAAUAGGUUGCGCAGUAAUUUCAGAGGUAUAUAUUUUGCUUAUAAUUGCAGCUUUGGCUGCAUUGUUAUGAUUAGUUCAGAUUGUGUGGUUUCUGCAACAGGAAAGUAGAACUAGUCAGUAGUAAAAAGCUGCGUUU